CAUCAGUUCUGUGAAGUGAAAGUGAGAGCACUUGGGGGUAUUUUCGUCCAGACGAAGCGAGAGACUAGGAUGGUUAUACGUUUAAAUGGACUCGCUGGUUUGUUUAGAAAGCAAUUGUAAGGACACGCAUUUAUAAUCGAGAGUUUUUAUGUUUUAUGGACAGUAUGAAAGAAGCGCGCGGAAGCAGUUACGAACGCGGACGAUCAACCACAGGACAGAAUGGAGCAAGCUGGUAUCAAAACUAUCCUAUAUUUAAACGACAGUGACUUUGCUGCGUAUUUGCACUUGUUUUUGGAUAUUGUAUGUAGAAUAUUAUUUUUUCCCUGAAACUAGCAAUAAUUAAGAUACAGGUACAGAAGAGCGGUACCUCAUGGAUGUUAUCCAAGUUUCGGACAAUUCCAGUCAGGCGUCGUUGCAAUAACUAUAAGCACAAAAGGAUAGUUGUGUUGUUUUUUUACCCGUCGAAAAAACUGUAACGUUAUAUGCAAGAAUGGAUGCUGGCAGCGAGGUGUCAACUAUUGUUUCACCCGGUUCCGAUGGAAAUGCCCCCAAACAUUUGUGGAGGCAACAGAACCCGGUUCCUCUUCAGCUGCAGAACACUUUCGGAUCGCGCAAAAACCACCGAGUGAGACAGAGGGGCUUUUCGGACACAGAGAAGUACCUCAAACCCCGGACCAUGGACCGGACAUAUGCCGUUGACACCGGUAACCGUCCCGGUCUGAAGAAAUCUAGAAUGUCCUGGCCAUCGUCCUUUCAAGGACUUAAACGCUUUGAUGUGGACAAUGGUACCUCAUCGGGACGCAGUCCGCUGGAUCCCAUGGCCAGCCCGGGGUCAGGCCUCAUCCUGCAGGCCAACUUUGUGCACAGCCAGAGGAGAGAGUCUUUCCUGUAUCGCUCCGACAGCGACUACGACCUCUCGCCGAAAUCCAUGUCCAGAAACUCCUCCAUCGCUAGUGACAUACACGGUGAUGAUAUGAUUGUAACACCUUUUGCACAGGUUCUGGCGAGUUUAAGAACGGUCCGGAAUAACUUUGCUGCUUUAACAAAUGUCCAGCAAGAACGAACCAAUAACAAGAGAUCCCCAAUGUGUAAUCCACCUCCCAUCACAAAGACUUCCUACACAGAGGAGGCCUUCCAGAAGCUGGCCACAGAAACCCUGGAGGAGCUGGACUGGUGCCUCGACCAGCUUGAGACCCUUCAGACCAGACAUUCUGUCAGUGAGAUGGCAUCCAACAAGUUCAAAAGGAUGUUGAACAGAGAAUUGACUCACCUCUCAGAGAUGAGCCGGUCUGGUAACCAGGUGUCUGAGUUCAUCUCUAGUACAUUCUUAGACAAGCAGCACGAGGUGGAGAUGCCAUCACCCCAGUCCCAAAAAGACAAGGAGAAGAAGAAAAGGCCGAUGUCGCAGAUUAGCGGCGUUAAAAAGCUAACGCACAGUUCCAGCCUCACCAACUCGAACAUUCCCCGAUUCGGGGUCAAAACGGAAACGGAGGACGAGCUGGCCAAGGAGCUUGAAGAUGUAAAUAAAUGGGGCCUUAAUGUUUUCAAAAUCUCGGAAUUCUCUGGGAACAGACCUUUAACAGUUAUGAUGCACACGAUAUUCCAGGAGAGAGACUUGCUAAAGACAUUUAAAAUUCCCCUUGAUACCUUUAUCACCUAUCUGAUGACUUUAGAGGACCAUUACCACAUUGACGUUGCCUAUCACAACAACAUCCACGCUGCUGAUGUCACGCAGUCCACUCACGUUCUGCUAUCAACCCCUGCCCUUGAGGCUGUGUUUACAGAUCUGGAGAUUCUCGCUGCCAUAUUUGCCAGUGCGAUCCACGACGUUGAUCACCCUGGUGUCUCCAACCAGUUUCUCAUUAACACUAACUCUGAGCUGGCUCUCAUGUAUAAUGACUCGUCUGUGUUGGAGAAUCAUCACCUGGCUGUAGGUUUCAAACUGCUGCAGGAAGAGAACUGUGACAUCUUCCAAAACCUCACCAAGAAACAGAGACAGUCUCUCCGCAAGAUGGUCAUAGACAUUGUUCUGGCCACAGAUAUGUCUAAACACAUGAAUUUGUUGGCGGAUUUGAAAACCAUGGUGGAGACCAAAAAGGUGACCAGUUCAGGGGUACUAUUACUGGACAACUACUCAGACCGGAUACAGGUCUUGCAGAACAUGGUGCACUGUGCAGACCUCAGCAACCCCACCAAGCCCCUUCAGGUGUACAGACAGUGGACGGACCGAAUCAUGGAGGAGUUCUUUAGUCAAGGGGACAGAGAGAGGGAGCGUGGUAUGGAGAUCAGCCCCAUGUGUGACAAGCACAAUGCAUCGGUCGAGAAGUCCCAGGUGGGCUUUAUUGAUUACAUUGUGCACCCGUUGUGGGAAACAUGGGCAGACCUGGUACACCCAGACGCCCAAGAUAUCCUGGACACGCUGGAAGAUAACAGGGAGUGGUACCAGAGCACCAUUCCCCAAAGCCCCUCUCCCGCGCUGGACACCAACAGCGACGGCCGACGUGCCACCGGCCAGGAAAAGUUCCAGUUUGAAUUGACUCUAGAGGAGGACGGAGAAUCAGACACGGAGAAGGACAGCGGAUCCCCUCCUGAUGAUGAGGAGGAGGAGGAUGAAGAAGAGGAGGAGGAGGAAAACAGCUGUAGUGACUCCAAAACCCUUUGCACACAGGACUCUGAAUGUACAGAGAUCCCACUGGAUGAGCAGGUGGGAGAUGGACAGGAAGAGGAGGAGGAGGAGGAGGAAGAGGAGGAACAGGACGAGGAAAGGGAAAUAUCAGAACCUUGUGUUUUAGAGGAGGAAGAAGAGGAGGAUGAUGAGGAAGAGGACACUGCCAACACAUAACACAGUAUGACACAGCACCUGAACUUUUUUAUAUUAGAGAUGAGAAACAUGUAUGGUUAAGACAUUAGGUUUUUCCAUUGUCUAUUUUGCAUACGUCGUUGUUUUGAAGUGCUUUUUAAUGUUCGCCUUUUGAACCUGGUUUUAUUUUACAGUGCUCACUCCUUUAUUAUUUCUUUUGAAGUUUUAACAAUUUUUGCACUCAGGAAUAUCUUUUCCACUUCCACCUUUCACUCAUACUAACAAGAUAAAUGAAAGGUUGAAAAAGCUUGUUUGUAAGGUACUGUUUUUUUUUUUUACUGAAUCAGUAUUUCAGUUGUGUGCUUUUUACUGAUUUUUCGCCAACAAGACACUACUUCAAUCUGUCUGAACGAAGGAGAUCAUUCAAAGCAUUUCAGCAGACAAACAUUUUGGUAGAGAUUACUACAUGCUUUGAACCUCACGUCUUCCUUGAUGCCUUGAAUGUGUUAUUUACCUGGAUUUUGUUGUCUGUUUUUAGCGCAUUAUUUACAACGGACAUUUUACCAAAGUGAAAAGUAAAAACUCAUGUCAAAAACGAAUUUAAUUUGAUCAUGUUUGCAGUAAUUUAGAGAUUAUGGAUCUUUAAUCUUGCUUUUUUUAUCCAUUCCAAAAACCAUCUACUGUAGAUUUCAUAUAGUUCAUUUAAACAUGGUUAUAUGUGUUUAAAGACACAUUUUAACCUUAAAGGUGCGUUGUGUACAUUUUAGGAGGAUAUAUUGACAGAAAUGCAAUAUAAAAUACAUAACUACACUGCAAAAAAUGACUUUCUUACUUAGUAUUUUGGUCUUGUUUUCAGUAGAAAUAUCAAAUUUUUUUAAAAUCAAGAUGUAUUUUUUUGAUGAGCAAAAUGACCUAAGAAUUUAAAGCAACACCAAAGAGUUUUUUUUACCUUAAAAUAACGUUUUCAAAAAAGUUUCAGUGGUUCAUCCACUCAAAACAGGGUGAAUGGCACUUUCACAUUCGCUUUGCAGCCCUCUAUCGGCCAAAACCGCACUAAAGAAGUUUCCAACCAUCGGGUAGUGGUCCUGUAGUUCGAGUGAAAACUACAAAAACUUGCUUUACGGCAGACCUACAAUCCAAUCAGAGCCAGCUAUGCUGCAGUAUUUACGACAGUGGUAAUGAACAAUUACGCUUCUAACCUGUAGGGGGAGCAAAGAGCAAAAAGUCUUUAGUGUUGCUUUAAGUUAAUUUGUGCUUAAAACAAGCAAAAUUAUCUUAUUAAAUUUUUCUUGAAUUAAGUGUUUAAGAAAAAAGAAAACUUAUUUUAAGAGUUUUUUCUCACCCCACUGGCAGAUAUUUCUGCUUGUUUUAAGCACAAAUUCACUUAAAUUGUAUAUUUUUGGUCUAAAAACUAGACUUAUUUUCUUAGGUCUUUUUGCUCAUCAUAAUUUAAGAACUUUUAGAUAUUUUUAUUGAAAACAAGACAAAAAUACUAAGAUUUUUUUUUUCUUGAAAAUCAUUUUUGCAGUAUAAGUAAGAAAGUAAUUUUUUCAGUCUAUAUUUUCAGUGGUGUAUAUAGACCUUUCGUCACUAUGUUGUCUCAGACAAUGACUUAUUUGUCCAGUGUAAGCGACCGCAGCUUCUCUACACUGCAAAAAAUGAUUUUUUCAAGAAAAAACGUUCUUAGUAUUUUUGUCUUGUUUUUAGUAAAAAUAUCGAAAAAUUCUUAAAUUAAGAUGCUUUUUCUUGAUGAGCAAAACGACCCAAGAAAAAAGUCUAGUUUUUAGACCAAAAAUAUCAAAUUUAAGUGAUUUUGUGCAUAAAACAAGCAAAAAAUCUUAAACAUUUUUCUUAAACACUAAAUUCAAGAAAAAUUCAAGAAAAAUUAGCUUACCCCAUUGGCAGAUUUUUUUGCUUGUUUUAUGCACAAAAUCACUUAAAUUUGAUAUUUUUUGGUCUAAAAACUAGACCAUCUUAGUUUAAGAAUUUUUAGAUAUUUUUACUGAAAACAAGACAAAAAUACAAAGAAAAUUGUUUCUUGAAAAUCAUUUUUUGCAGUGUGUGUUUUAAAAAAGGAAGGGGUUGAGCGCUGGACUGAGCUGUUUGUGUUGCAAUUCUCAAUCUCACCACUAGCUGCCGCUAAAAUCUACACACUGCUCCUUUAAAACAUAUUUUUCCGUCAAGAACAACAAAUGAUGAGUCUGAUUCAGCCUUAAAUGUUUGUUGACUACCAAAAAUGUGCAAAUACACUCCUGCAGUGGGUUAAAAUGAAUCUUGGGUGUUACAUAAUAAUAUUAUAAAACAAAUUAUAAUUCUGUUGGUAAUAUUUGAAGUAUUAUUAUUAUUCUGUUUUUAUUUAUAUUCUGGCUGUUUCUUUAGGCUUCCUUACUCUUAUUGUUCACAUCUAUGUUCGAUUCCAUAUGUCUGCAGCCUCAACUGACAUAAACGCUGGAGGUUUUUCUGUUUUCACGAUCACACAACAAAGCCUCACUGUGAGUGUGGACUGUAUUUAUAUAUUUAUUUGUAUGUUUUUUUUUACUUUGCCAAACAUUUCCAUUCAUAAUGACUUGAUUGCUGCUGUACUUAUGUUUGCCAAGUGUCCUACUGUACAAGUAUCCUCAUUUUCUAUCAUUUUCCUGCUAGCAUUAUUUAUUAAUGCUCUUUGAUGUGCUUGUAGCAUAUUAAAGCGUUUGAAUCAAACCGUAGCAUCAGCAAUGCAGGCUUAUGAGUCCGGUCUCCUGAAUAUGUGACCCUGCCUGUGAAAACCAAGCUAAAGAUUGACUUUUUUAACAUGAAACAUAAUGUGAAAUUAUAUCCUUGAUAUCUUUAAUAUUGAAAGAGUGAGGUCAUAAGAUCAUCUUUAACCUGGAUUUCACAGACAGGAUCACAUAUAUAUAUUAUUUUAUUUAUACAUAUGCAGUAAAUAUGAAUCAAAUGUAUAAAAGUCUGUAUGAUAUCGAAGCCUUUUAAAACUGCGCCCAUACUUUAUUUAAUCGCUUUAUUGGUUUUGUUUAGGUUUUUUAAAAUUGUCUCAUCACUACGUUGUUUCUCAUUUCUGUCUGUUUACAUACACACACAUAUUUAUUGUGCUGUACAGUACAUAUUGUUGCUCUUACCAUGUUGUUGUAAAUGAUUAUAUCAUCCCUUUUGGUGAUGGUGUUGUAUUAUGAAACUCUUGCUGAGAGAAUGUUUGUUAUUCUUAGUAUAUAAUAAUAAUCCCAUUGUUAUGUGUCUCUAGAGAGAUUGCGUAGAGAAGGGGGAAAGCCAAACUAUAUAGUCAUUAUUUUUUUUAUUUCUUUUUUAAAGAAAGUGGUUCAGUGGCCUGAGGGUUGUGCCUUACAGAUAGAUCUUUAGUUUUUAACCUCUUGCUGCACUAAAGUAACUGCUGGUUGAAAAUAUUGACCUACAGUUGAUGUUUGUCGUGUUCCUCCUGUAUAUGUGGGAUAAAACGAAACGAAACCUGUUUUAUAGACAAAAGUGUCAGACCUCAUCAGACAGGGUAAAGCGGGCCGCGGCGCGGUGGGUUUAAGGCCAGCUGUAAACACCUCCAUCAUAUUUCCGUCCAUGCUGCGUUUAUUUGACUGAAACAUAACAGGCAUUCUGGAUUAUCUCGAACAUUUGUGUGUUCACGCAAUAUGAACGAAUGAAAAACAUUUGUGUUUUGGGGAAUAACGGCACUAUGAUGUCUAGGUUUUAAGAGGGAACAUCUUCACCAAAACCCAAAUCUUCAAGUUUGGACUCAUUUUGACACGUAUACUGUAGAUUCUCGCCCGAAAUGGAUGAAAUCAGUGUGUCCUUUUUUGUUAUCUUUUUCAAUCACAAGAGAAAUACACAAACAGAUUUGAAAAAAGAUAUUUAGCGAUAACUAUUUUUCUGUUGUGCGACUUGAAUGACUAAUUGUCUGGAGGUUUCACAAGACGGUGUAGUUGUUUAUCGGGCUCAUUGUUUAUUGCAGUCUAUUGGAUAGAACUGUAGAAAUAAAAUUUACGUACGAAAACUGGUAAAAUCCAAUAAAAAUGUUUUUAUAUGCACCAAAAUAAAAGCAUGGGUUGACUCUA
This is a messenger RNA of Misgurnus anguillicaudatus (oriental weatherfish), 6858 nucleotides long. It is a transcript of the gene pde4d, whose product is annotated as phosphodiesterase 4D, cAMP-specific. Gene Ontology annotation, biological process: signal transduction. Gene Ontology annotation, molecular function: 3',5'-cyclic-nucleotide phosphodiesterase activity. The record is from RefSeq and is a predicted model, not a curated record. NCBI's taxonomy places the organism in Eukaryota, Metazoa, Chordata, Actinopteri, Cypriniformes, Cobitidae.